This is a messenger RNA of Perkinsus marinus ATCC 50983, 945 nucleotides long. RefSeq lists its product as hypothetical. Lineage: Eukaryota; Perkinsozoa; Perkinsida; Perkinsidae. The coding region runs from base 8 to 832 and encodes 274 amino acids. The record is from RefSeq and is a predicted model, not a curated record. The transcript has 2 exons.
CACACCAAUGAGCUCUGAAGCCCCUGCCGCUACCACUGUUCAGCAAACUACCACCUCUGCCUACCAGCAACCUAUGUACAACGUGGUUCAACCUCAGGGUGCAUCUUAUGUACCCCCCGAGUUCCAACCUCAAGUGUCCAUGGAUCCUGAGAGCAUCAAGCACCAGAAGACUCAGAGCCUCUCGAUGCUCGACAGCCAGCUGAACAUGGCCGUGCAGACCUGCAAGAGUGACUACGAACAGGCCAAGCAGCAGAUCUCCCUCCGUGCCAACUUCGACCUCCAGACUGCGGUCGGCGCCGUGGAGCAAUCUCGCCAGCAAGCUCUGUUCGCCCUUGACCAACAGCAUCAGCAACGUCGCAUGGAGAUCGAGCAGAGGGCUCAGGAACAGCGCAUGCAGAUUGAGUCUACUGCGAGUCAGCUCUGCAUGCAGGCUCAGCAACAGAAGCUUCAGAAGGAGAUGAGUGAUCGUAUUGCUAAGCUCCAGAAGGAACAGGCUGACCGCGAGGCCAAGGCUCAGAUGACGAUGCCCUCGCUGCCUCAACAGACCACUGUUACCGGUUCUUAUGUCCCUCCUGCACAGUACAGUACUAUCUCUGCUCUCAUGCCUCAACCUAUCUAUGCGAAUGCUGACGGCGGUGUUACCACUAACUAUUCCACAGUUGGUAACAUCUCGUCAUACCCUGGUUCUUACACUGGUAACUUCUCAUCCUAUCCUGCCAACUAUGGUGGCAUCCCUGGCUAUUCUGGACAACCUCAGGUUAUCAGAACGGUUCGUGUGGUGAGCGAUACACAGUCUGCUCAGCCUGCUACUGCUACUACCGUCUCUAGCUAGACGAUUGCCAAUCAAAUGAUUGUUUACAUGAAUAGGAUUUGCGCUCAAGGAACUCUCUUGAUGCAAUUGCAUGAAGAGGUAGGGCGUAGUUCCGCAUUGUUUGAUUCUUCAUC